Messenger RNA from Seminavis robusta, 6642 nucleotides. The record is from the annotation of a GenBank genome assembly. Lineage: Eukaryota; Bacillariophyta; Bacillariophyceae; Naviculales; Naviculaceae.
CAGGAGCCCACAUUUCUGGUCUGGUCCUUUCGGGACGGCGGAAAAAGCGGGAAAUUUCAGAGGGGCUUGAAGCCUCAAUUUAGUGAGUAAAAGAACGAACCAAGGAGGAAGCAGAAUACUAUUACCUCUCCUUCUACCAGGACAGUCCUGAGUUCUGCAGGUAUACAAGUGAAUUCGAACAGCAACAGCAGCAGCAGAAGUCUCGAGGCUCUGGGUAGAUGACUGUGAUUGAGACUCCUCGUCGUUGGUAGUGUUGUUGACCUUCGUACCUCUCUCCUUUGCUGGCAAGAAAAGGAAGGCACACACAAGAACCCCGCCAAAGAGGCGCCAAGGCUUGUUCCUGGACGAGGUGCGUCAGGGAGCCACAAAAGCAGGAAGGAACAUUGCAGUUGGAGUAUCCUGGCUCAGGAUUUCAGAGGCUGGUCAGGAGAGGGAAGACUCCUCGUGUCUGAUCUGAUCUACUUGACUAGCAUAGCCACCUGAGUCUGAGUCGGAUCAAGCCUUUCUUUGCUUUGUCCCCCCUCCUACCUAUUCCUGAACCACCCAACAUAACAAUCCUCUUCUUUCCACAAUGGUUGCCUCGGCUGUUCUGAGCCCCAAGCACACUUCCUCGAGUAACACGGGUAGAAUUUCCUCCAGGUCAAAAUCGAGGCAAGAUUGGGAGCCAGACGCUCGUCGAUCAUCUUCCAAGCGAGCCGUUUCAACCACUAGAAUGCAACAAGCAACCGCCACGGCGCAACGCCACAGACACAGCAGCACUACUUCUGGUAGGUCUAGUUCCGUCAUGCCUCCCGCUGGAACGACCACCAGUGGGGGGCGACGGUACACCACCACUUCUAUGCAUCAAGGGGAAGGUUCCAAUCAUAAUAGACCGAGAUCCAUUAGUACGGGUAGAAUAUUCCAAAACAAAGAUGAUCCAACUGCUGUGGCUCGCAGUAUCAUGGAACUAAGAGAGAAACGUGAAAAAGAACAAAAGUCAAGACGAGCUUCCGCCAAUGCUCCUCCUCCACCUCCUGAUCCCGUCUUGAAACAAACCACUCGAUACUCCAAAACUGGAAAUACCCCCGUCAGUAGCAGCACGCCCAGAGGCAUCAACAGUAAAGACUAUCAGCCUGGCAGUGCAAGGUUCCAACAAGCCGAACGCAAACUAGAGGGCUUUCGAGAUGAGCUCAAGAAACUCAAAUCCAAACAAGAGGAAAUGGAAGAGAUGCAAUUCUUUAAUGAACUCGAAUCCGCUGGCCCUACUGGGGCUAAUGGUCAUCCACAUGCACAUGCACAUGCACCACCGCCGCCGCCGCCCCCUCCUCCACCCUCAAACCCGCCUCCCCAUCCUAGUAGCACUACCAACAAGGCAAGGGUCUCAACUCCAACUCCUUCACUCAACAAUACCAGCAGCCGAUCGUCCAGCACUCCUCGCAGCCGGCCCAUGGAUAAUAUGAUGACGAGUCCUAGUCCUCGCAAUGUUGUUGGAGCACCCAAACUCGGUACACCCAAUUCUGCCGCUGGGGUACCCCACGUCAUUCGAGCCGUGGCAUCACCUGUCCGAGGAGGUCGCUUGCCUCCUCCCAAGAAGGUCAUCUUGAGUCCUCGUAAGAUUGCCGCCUUGGAUCGAACAUCACUCGAGCUAGAAGCACAGACGCUAGGACGACAAGUGCAGAUUCUAGAACAGGAGAAAGCCAACUUGAUCCGGACAGUCGAAAUGUACGACAGCACUUGCCAACACGAUACCGACAAGGCUCGUCGUCUGGAAAAUGAACUGCGUCGUCAGGAAACCGAGCUGCAGCGGGUCAGGGCCGACUUGAAUACCAAGCUGCAGGAAUCCGAGCAUCAGCGUGAAGUCCAACACAACAUCUCGGAGCAAAAGCUGCAAGAACAAGCCGAGACGCUGGCAUCGACACAGGGGCUGGCGGAGGAACUGGAACAUGAGCUGGCCCAAAUGCAUGAAGAAAGUGAGCAACAAAAAGCUGACUUUGAAAAGAAGCAGGCCAAGCUUGAGAGGGAGCUCAAGACUGAAAGGGAAGAACUCCAAGCACAAGCCAAAAACUUUGACGUGCGAAUAUCAGAAGUGAACGUGCGAGUCGAAAAGCUGCAACAGAAGCUCAAGUCGAAAGACAAGGACGUGGCGGUGCUCAAGGAAGAAGUCAUUGAGGCAACAAAAGCCUUGACGGAUGCCAAGACAAAGAAGGACGAAGCCUACGAAGUGCGAUUGGCUGCCAUGCAGCAGCAGUUGGCUCUAGCCAAGGAGCAAUACGAAAAGCUCGAGGAGGAAAAUGAAGAGCAAAACUUUAUGAUCAAGGAGCAAGGCGAUCUAUUGAUUGCAGAAGAGAACAAAGUCAAGGAGUUAAACAAGAGCAAGGAAGCACUCAAAAAGGAUUUGAAGGCGGCUCAUGAUCUGCACAAGAAGUCCAUGGAGAAGCUCAAAAAGUCAUACGACGACAGGGACAAGCGUCGCAUGAACGAAGACGUCGAACGCCGGCACAAUGAAAAGGAAGAGUUUGAACGCCGACUGAAGAGUCUCCAGCAGCAGCUGACCUUGGCAACGGACAGACACCACGCUGAAAUCCGGCAAAAGGAAUCGGACUUGGAAGCGCGCUAUGAGGAAAUCAAACGAGGGAUUGAAAAAGAUGUCGGAAAAAAGCUUCUACAAACUGAGGAAAUCCUUCGCAGUCUCCGCAGUGAUCACGACAAGGCGACAAAGGAGAUUUCAAGGUUGCAGAAAACGAACGCGGAGCUGAGGGAAGAGCACAAUAUUGAAAUCGAUCGAAGAAAUGUGUUGAGAGAUGACGAGGCUAAGAAUCUUCAAGGACAAAUUGCACAGAUUGCUCGGGAGCUGAACGAGAAAGAGUUUGAGUUGAAAAAUUUGGCGACCAAGCUGACCAAGGCGGAGGCGGAAAUGAAACAGAUGCAGGAUGAACAUGCCGAGGCGUUGAAAGACAAAGAUCAGGAGAUGUCGGAUCUCAAUAACAGGUCCAAAACUGCAGACGAAAAGCUCAAGACCGAGCUUUCCAUGAAAGAAAGUCUCAUCAAAGGGUUUGAAUCAACCAUCGCCACCAUGAAGGUCGAACUCGAAGAACUUCGCACCUCUUUGUCGAAAGCCCAAGAUUCCGCUUUGGUGAACAAGCAAUCUUCCGUCCAGCGCGAGUCGGAACUGCAAUCUGCUAUGGAGAAGCUCAAGCAAGACCUUAUCGACGAACAAGCAAGACAUGAGCAAGUGGAGGGUGACCUUCGAUACGACGUUGCGAAGGUGGAGAGCAAGCUCAAAGCCAGUGAAGCCAGCGUGCGUGAAAAGCGCCAGCACAUUGAUGAACUCCAGGACAAACUUGAAGCUGCCAGUGCUUUUGAAGCCCGAGGCAUUGACCUUCAGGAGGAGAUCACGAGGCUGAAAUCCCAGUUGAAUGAUGCCCAAAAGGAUCUGGAAGAGGAGAAGGCAACUGUGAGACAAAAGAAUACCAGGCUGACCGAGCUGCGAGACGAUUUGGCGCAAAGCCUUGCUAAAGAACAAGAGCUGCACGAGAAGCUGGAAAGACUGUCGUCUCUUGAGACUGAAUUGGAGGAGCUUCGACAGAGCAGUGAAGCGGAAAAGACAGAAUUGGAAUCACAACUAUCCAAGCUGAAGACUUCCGCAUCUAAACUGGAGGACGAGAAGGUCGAUUUGACACUCAAGAUGUCCAGGCUCGAGAAGGAAAACGCAGCCGUCCUGAAUGAUCUUGACAAUCUCCGGUCGGAUUUAUCUGAAGCCAACAGCAAAGAGCUUGAGUUGUCCCAUGCCCGCGAACGCUACACAAAAAGGAUUGAACAAUUGCAAUCUCAACUGGACAGCGAGACGGCCACAAAAGACAAUCUAGAGCGAAAAUUGUCGGCAGCCACGCGCUCUCAGUCGGAUUUGGACGAGGAUUUGGAGGCCAAGUCUCAAGAAAUUGAGAAGUUGAGGUCUGUACUGGAAGAGGAGGCGGACGAAAAGAACAGUAUUGCUUUGAGAUUGUCGGAUGCCAACAAUACGCGGAUCAAGCUUGAAGAAGCAGCUGAGAGCGCCUCACACGAACUCAGGAGCUUGAAGGAGAAGCUUGAAGCCGCAACGCAAGAUAGAUCAGCUUCAGAAGAAGAACUGGCAUCAGUCAAGUUUGAAUUCGUGGCCAUGUCGAAGGAUUACGAGGCCACCAAGUCGGCUCUUAGUGAUCUCGAGAAAAAGGUUUCGGAGGGAACCAAUCUUGCCAACGAACUCAAGCUUACAAAGCAGCAAGUGGCAUCGAUUGACCACCAGAAAACCCAGCUCGAGGAAGAACUUCAGGCUGCAAAGCAGCAACUCGACACCAUCGACCAGUAUAAAACCAAGAACUCUAGCUUGCAAUCCAAGGUGUUUUCUUUGCAGGGGAAGAUUUCGGAUCUCGAAGUCCAUGUGAAGGAAGAAGAGGCAGCUAAGUGGACCGUCGAGGAAAAAUUCCGCAAGCUCCAGGAGGAGCACAAGAAGACUAAGUGGAAUUUAGAAGAGCUCGAGUCGACGUCCAAGAGCAAGGCGAAGUCAGCAGAACGAACUUCCAAAGAGGUCGAAGAUCUGCAGAAACAAGUGAGAAAGCUACAGAAACAGCUUCAAGCCGAGAAUGCUUCAGAGAGCAAUCUGGUGAAAAACCUGCACGAACUGGAAGAAGAAUACAGCAGAGUCUUGUCGAAUCUCAAGGACGCAGAGGCUGAACUCGAGGAGAAGAAGGAAGACGCUAAGCUCCUCCUGGAGCUGCAGGACCGCUAUGACGAAAAGGAAAACGACUACGAAGCUUUGCAGCGGAAGCUUAGCGAAGUUGAGGAAAAUAUCAACCAGACAAGAUCUGGCGACCUGAUCGAUCUUGAGAUGCAAAUUGAAGAUCUCGAGGCCUCCAAGACUUCAUUGCUGUCCAGAUUGGAGAAGAUUGAAGAGGACAGAGAUCGAAAGGUUGAGCAGCUUGCCAAAGCAUCGGAGCGUUACUCGACAACCGUGGAGGAUCUCCAAUCGAAGCUGGAGGAGCAGACAAGGGCGAAGGAAACUCUGCGACAAAAGCUCAUUGACCUUGAAGCAGAUUUAGCCGUGAAGGAGAAUCAGAGCAAUCUUCUGAACGACGUGCACGCCAGGUUAAGAGAACAAACGAAGCAAAAGGACUCUCUGCAAUCCAAAUUGCGCGGCGUUGAGGAGGAGCUGGAACGACGAAAGAAACAAUUCCACACCAGAGGUGAUCAGUAUUCUGAUCUGCAGAUGAGUUUCGAUGAAAUGAAGCGCGAGAAAGAGAACUUGGAGAGGAAAGUUGACGAAUUUGAGGCCGAGUUGUCGCGAAAGGAACGCAAAAUCACUGCGAUCAUCGAGCGCCAGUCAGAAGACACUUCCAAGCUGGAGGCCAAGCUCAAAGAGCAGACCAUGGCGAAGGCCAAGUUGCAGCAAGAAGUAGACAACCUGCGCAGUGAUAUGCAUAGCCUUUCAGACGUAUCAUCAGAGACCGAGGAGCUUCGACACAGAAUAUCGAGCCUGGAAACCACGGUGGAGGAAGCUCGAGAAGCUGAGCACAAGGCAUCGGAGCGGUUGAAAGACGUUGAAGACCAACUUCGCAACCGAGAGAAUGUCCAACGGGAGUUGGAACAAAGAUACAACAAGGUCAAUGGGGAAAAGGAAGAAGUGAUCGCUGCUUUGGAGGAUGUCAUUCACGAGGUGCAGUCUCGCGAGGAAGAAAUCGAGUCGUUGGCGUCUGUUCUGCGCAAACGAGACGAAGAGCUUGACCACGCGAAGCUAAUCGCCACAAAGGCACUGGCAUCCGCACAAGAAAUGAAAUCUCGCUACAAAGAGAAGGGAGGCCGCGACUCUGCAGAGCUCAAGUCGAAGGUUGAUCAACUCAACGAGCAGCUAGACUUCUUCGCGAAGAAGAACGAAAAUCUGGAGCUCCAAACCCACCAGAUCGGAGGAGAACUUGAAGCAACUAGGAAGGAGUGUGAAGACCUCAAGGAACAAAUACGCAGCAAUCAACAAAUCCGCAGCAGCCAACAACAGAAUCGAAACUCGGCUUCUUCCACUUCUUCUUCCCUGAAGAAUUUUCACAAUGGCAUUACGACGGACAAAAACGGAUUUGCCCUGAUGGAAGUAAUGGACGACGAGCUGGAAGAUGCAUUUCCAAGUUUUGACGACCAGUCGGCAAUGUCGGGUGCAUCUCCAAAGUCGAUUCGGUCAACUGGUUCGGCAAGGUCAAAUGGUUCUGGAAGGUCACACAACAGCAAGUCGAAUUCGCGCUACCAGAAUCACGGAGGAAGCCAGCCUUUUGACGAAGUGAUGUCAACCAACACACAGGAUCUAGUAGGGGCGAAAACAUCGUCCUCCUGGAUCGACUUUGACACCGAGAGCGCGAGCAGUGGUAGCCACCAGCUUUCCUUUGAUGAGGCCCGCUCAGAACCCGGUGCUCAAUCAAGGAGGAACAUUGAGAGAGAUGCUCUCAGAAAAUAUGUCAGAAAGCGCUACAUGAAGCACAAAGCCAGUAGUUAGCAGCUGCCUCACGAUAGCUAUUGUUUUGAUUGAUUUUGCCACUCCCUUCCAUGACUGCAUCGUAACCCCUACGUUGUACUUGAUCUAGAGUACGGUAGCAUAACCUCAUAAAAGUACUAAUACGUAAACUAAAAGCAUCAAAUUCGCUCGAC